GUACACGUCCUCGAUAUGGCUGAGCAGGUGCGGGCAGCCGGGAUGGUGUUGAGCACACAGGCCAAUGCUGCAAAGGAGCUUCUGGCCACCGACCUCAAAAGCACGUUACAGAGCAUUCUCAUGGAGGUCCAGCAGCUCAGGACUCUACUCGGCUGCCGUUUCUUGUGGAGGCGAUGGGAAGAGUUCGACUUUACGUUCUGCAACGUGGCGCUGCCAAAUGCCAUUGAGUGCUGCCUGGCUGCACUGGUGCUGGCAGUGGCGGCACUGAUUUUGGCGCUUGUCCACUACAAAAUGUGGCGGCACCUGUUGGACAACAAGGUCGUCGGCGAGGAGUUGGAGAAGUUCUCCAAGAAGUAUGGCUACUUGCAGACAAG
This is a messenger RNA of Symbiodinium necroappetens, 374 nucleotides long. The record is from the annotation of a GenBank genome assembly. Lineage: Eukaryota; Dinophyceae; Suessiales; Symbiodiniaceae.